Molecule: messenger RNA, 1638 nt
Organism: Lachnellula hyalina
Lineage: Eukaryota; Fungi; Ascomycota; Leotiomycetes; Helotiales; Lachnaceae
Product: putative peptidase
Exons: 3
Coding region: 1-1638 (545 amino acids)
Source: RefSeq, a predicted model, not a curated record
AUGGACGCCGAGCGAUGGAAGGCCGAACAGGCGGCUGCAAUAGAGAAGGCGGAAGCCGAAGGGGUGUGGCAGGAGAAUGCCGCGGAAGCUGCUGUUUGGACAAAAGAUUUGAAGAAACCUAAGUCUGAUCUUGUAGUGCAAGAGCUCAACAAUCAAGAGCCGAUUUCCGUCACACAGCAGUUCGUCGGGAAUACUCAGUUCCACGAACAGGUUAUCAGUUCAUUCCGAAAGGAGGCGGGUUUACCUUCCAAGGAAGAUAUUAAUGCACCACUCUUGCUAGGACAGGGCAUCUUGAGCACCAGGAAGCUCUCUUGGAAGGUUAUUCGGAACGCAAUCAUCAAUGGCAUCUUUUCCUUAGCACUUGUCUACGCCAUCAGCGCAUACUUCACCGUUAAACCCGCCCAUCCCUUCCAAGCUUUCAACACUCUCUCCUCAUCAUCGCUUGAAACCUGCUCUUGGAAAACCCUUCAAUCCCACGUCUCACUCUUAGAUGUCCCUGCAAUCUCCCGCAAAGAAUUCCUCUCCCGGCAAGCAAAGUUAGCAGCUGCGCUAGAUGCAGCAGGCGUUGAUGCCUUUAUUGCCGAGCCAUCCGCAUCAACCAGCUACUACGCCAACGUCUCAUCUUCAUUCGAGCUUUCCGAACGCCCGUUCCUCGUGCUCAUCUCCAAGGAUGGCGAAUUCUCUUAUCUGGCGCCCAAAUUCGAGCUCGGGCGUAUCGCGGGACUGGAAAUGGUGUAUGAGAGCAAAAAUGUCUACGAGUGGAAGGAAGAAGAGGUUCCGUAUGAGGUGUUGAAGAGGGAGACGGGGUUUAAGAAAGUAAUGCUGGAUGAGCAUGUGAGAUACAUGAUCGCGGCGGGGUUGGAGGAGGCGGGCGUAGAAGUUGUGGGUAUGAGCAAGGAGGUUCAGCAACUGAGAGCUGUAAAGACAGAGGGCGAGUUAGCGAUCUUAAGAGGCAUCAAUGAGUUUACCCUCGAGUUGGUCCGCUCGCUGCAGAAAUGUAUCAAGAUUGGGGUGACGCAAGAGGCGGUUUUUGAUGCUGCGGAGGCUCUGUUUUCGAGAGCUGGUGUUGGGGAGGGGUACUGGGCGAUUGUGCUUUUUGGGGAACAAGCUGCAAAUCCCCAUGGAGGGUCCUUGGGAAAGACGCUUGGCGUUGGCGAAUUUGUCCUGAUCGAUAUCGGAUCCAAACUCUAUGACUACGGAAGCGAUGUUACGCGCACAGUCUUGCCGGCAGACGGCACUGUUUCGAAAUAUCUUUGGGAAGUGUGGCAAGUUGUCCAUGCAUCGCAGUCAGCGGCCAUUUCACUCAUGAAAGUGAACGAGACGUGCUCGGAUGUCGAUGCAGCAUCAAGAGCCGUGAUAACCAAUGCUGGGUCCGGGGAGUUCUUCACGCAUCGACUUGGACAUGGUCUGGGAUUAGAAAUGCACGAGCAUCCGUAUUUGAACGGGGCCAAUGCAGAGAAGCUAAAGGCUGGAGAGGUGGUUACAAAUGAGCCGGGGAUAUAUGUUACCACCGAGCAAGCCAAAAAUUUGGGCAGAGAUGUCGGCUAUGGUGUCAGGCUCGAAGAUCCCAUUCUCGUUACUGAGGAUGGUGGUGUUCCCCUGACUGGUUCAAGAGCCAAGUCUCCUUAUGAGCCAUAG